GGUCGGAAGGACUAUAUAAAGGCGACGUUACCACAUUAUGGCAGAGAAGACGCAUCUCCCACAUCGACACCAUGAAGAUCUCCUUGGCCCUCGUUUCCAUCGUAGCUGCCUUUGCCCUAAGCAACGCCCAGAGCGAAGGAGGAUGGUGCCGGUGUGCAGCUUUCGUGUCCUCCAGGACCAUGGAAAUCAUGGUUCUGGAACUCCCAGAGGUUCCCAUCACUGACUGUAUGAGCCACAACCAAUGCAAAAACCGUUGCGUGGACGAGAUCAACACGAUGACAAACGAAAUGGAUCUGUGGUCAACAGUAAACGAGACCACCGUUGGCCAGGUCUUCUGCGAGGAACUCUUCAGCCACGGCCUAUUCUGGAUCCACAACUCUUAUAUCCACGGAUAUUACGAGGUGUGCGGCGGACCUUGGGAAUACACCGGCAUUGAUUCCCAGCAGAUGCUGUGUUGCACAAGCAGUCAACAAAUUCACUGUGUUACCAAGUAGAACUCUCUAGUACGUAAUCCGACGAUACGACAGGAAAAAACGGCCCCAGUUACGGAACAUCUUGAAGUUUAGCCCUUUUAGUCAUAAUUUAGUUAAUAUACAGAGUCAGUCUCAAGCCAUAGGAGUCAGCAGAGACACAAAAUAGGACUGUAUAUACUCAAAGCAAUAAAGAUAUGUGUUUA
Eriocheir sinensis (Chinese mitten crab) is the source of this 676-nucleotide messenger RNA. RefSeq lists its product as uncharacterized. The record is from RefSeq and is a predicted model, not a curated record. Bases 72 to 494 code for a protein of 140 amino acids. The transcript has 4 exons. Lineage: Eukaryota; Metazoa; Arthropoda; Malacostraca; Decapoda; Varunidae.